This is a messenger RNA of Calidris pugnax (ruff), 3946 nucleotides long. It is a transcript of the gene EEIG2, whose product is annotated as family with sequence similarity 102 member B. The transcript is spliced from 11 exons. NCBI's taxonomy places the organism in Eukaryota, Metazoa, Chordata, Aves, Charadriiformes, Scolopacidae. The coding region runs from base 282 to 1460 and encodes 392 amino acids. The record is from RefSeq and is a predicted model, not a curated record.
GCAGACAACUGGGCGAACGGCACCGGCCAACCCCUUCGCGAAGCCACACGCCGGCGUUCCAGCCUUUUGUGCGGCGGCGGCCGGGGCCCGGCGGUGAGGGCGAACGGCUGCCCCCCCGGCCGCGCCCCGCCGCUCAGCCGUUGCCGGCAGCGGGCGGAGCGGAGGCGGGCGGGUUUGAAAGGGAGGCGCCGGCUGCCAUGUAAGCGCUGGCCGGGAGGCGCCGCGGCCGCUGGGGGCUGAGCUGGGAGCGGCCCCAGCCCUCCGUCCCGUCCCGUCCCGGCAUGGGAGCGGAGCGGGGCGGUGGGCGCGGAGCGGAGCUGCCGCGGGGCGCUGAGCGGGCCUGGGGGCGGCCCCCGGGGAGCCCCCGGCCCAUGGCCUUCAUCAUGAUGAAGAAGUUCAAGUUCCGCGUGGAGCUGGAGCUGGACGAGCUCUCCUCCGUGCCCUUCGUCAACGGCAUCCUCUUCUGCAAGGUGCGGCUGCUGGACGGGGGCAGCUUCAGCGGGGAGUCUUCCCGGGAGGUAGUACAGGCUAACUGUGUUCGCUGGAAGAAAAAGUUCUUAUUUAUGUGUAAAAUCAGUGCCAGCGCUACAACAGGGAUUCUGGAUACUUGCAUUUGCAGGGUGUCUGUACGGAAAGAGUUAAAAGGAGGAAAGGCCUAUGCAAAGCUGGGAUUUGCAGAUCUAAAUCUAGCAGAAUUUGCUGGAUCGGGAAAUACCACUCGUCGCUGUUUACUGGAAGGUUAUGAUACCAAAAAUACAAGACAAGAUAACUCCAUUCUCAAAGUUUUGAUCAACAUGCAGCUAAUGUCUGGAGACCCAUGCUUUAAAACGCCUCCUUCCACAGCAAUGUCUAUAGCAGUCGCUGGAGAAUCAGAAUCUUUGCAUGAGGACAGGAAAGGCGGAGAAAACUUAAAAGUAGUACAUCUGGGCAUUGCAGAUGUCUCAUCAAAGAGUGCCUCAGUCCCUGAUGAACUUGGUGCAUGUGGACAUUCCAGAACAUCAAGCUAUGCAAGUCAGCAGUCAAAACUGUCAGGAUACAGCACGUGUCACUCUAGAUCAUCCAGUCUGUCUGAACUCUGCCACAGGAGAACCACCUCAGGGGGUAGUACCUCCACAGGAAUUGGAAGUAUCCUAGAGCCAUGUGAACAGACUGAGCCAAAAGUAACUGAAGCUGAUAUUGAUACAUCUGUUAAAGAUGCACCAUCAGAAAAACUCUGCAGACAUCCUGUAAAACAAGACUCUGUGGAGUCACAGCUGAAGAGGGUCGAUGCUACCAGAGUUGAUGCUGAUGAUAUAGUUGAAAAAAUACUCCAGAGUCAAGACUUCAGUUUAGACUCAAGUGCAGAAGAAGAAGGUUUAAGAUUAUUUGUGGGCCCUGGUGGAAGCACUUCUUUUGGAAGCCAUCAUCUACCUAACAGAGUAGGAUCUGGAGCAUAUGAGCAGGUGGUGAUAAAACGCUAGACUAGAAUGACAAACAAGAGGAAAACUUGGAGCUCUGUCGUUGAUACUUGCGGUUUUGUUUGCUCUGUUGCAAGAGUUGUGAAAGCCAAGAUGAACUCAAUGGGAUCUUUGUUUUGAAAAAUAAUGGAAUGCCUCUUGCUCAUAGAGCUUCAUUUCUGUGGUAUGAAAACAAUGUUUAGCUAUGUAUACCUUGUGUGAUCUCUACCUGAUGUUAGCGGAACUACUUGCUUUUUAAGUUGUGUGAAACAUUUUUGGAAGGGUGAUGAAGUGAGUCUCACUUCAGUAUUUUAUACAGGACAUCACUUGCAGUGAUGUACUUUGUAGCUUCUUACCUAAAGAAGCUUCUAAAAGUUGGUCUUAAAUGAACCUGAAGAAGCUAAUUACUCAGUUUGAGUAAUUAGUCUUACAGGAGCUAAUUACUUCUAUCAAGUCAAAAUUAGUAUCAAGUCAAAAUUAGUAUCAAGCCAAAAUUAAGGCCUCCACCAAACAGCCCAACUAUGUGUUAACGUAACCAAAACCUUUUCUUAAGAGUACUGAGCAUGACAUUGUUGUAAUGCUGAACAGUAGAGGUGAACUUCACAUCCAUUUAAAAAAACUCCAACUAAAUAGAUCUAAACCAGCCACUAAUCAGUUGUGUUAACUGUAAAUGAAGUCUAGAGACUUAAAUGCAUCAAAUGUGAUUUCAUGCAAGUGACAUAAGAAGUGGGAUUCCACAACAAAAUACUAAGGCACAGUAGUGUCUUAUCAAGAAAGCUGGCUUGAUUGUUAAAUCUGGAGUUCAAAAGCUGCUGCCACAGAAACUCACUUCAAUAAUGCAUGAACCUUGAGAUUCAAUGGGAUGGUACUGUUUACAAACCUAGCCAGGAGUUUACUACCACUUAGAACUUUUUAUUGUAGAUUAAUCCUUCACAGGUAGUUAGUGCUUUGCUUGUGUUUUGAAUGUGCCUUGUGGGAUUGGGGAGGUAAAGGGAGAUAAAGGGAGACCAAACUAUUUACUAAGCAAUUUAAGCUUUAAAACUAGGUAAACAUCUAUAGUAUUAUCAAUAUAACUUAUUAAGAAAAGCACUUUAUUGUAGAUGUACUCUGCACUCUGAAAAAGUCUUACUGUGCAGCAGAUCUGUUGAACACUUCUUCCUUCACUAUCUGUCCACUGUUACUUUAAAGUCAAUGUACUGUAUUUAAAUUUGCACAAAUAGUGAUUUGCCUGACAGGCAAGAAAGAUGAAAGAUCUCUUAAAAUUUUAAUUGAGAAUUAUUAAAUAAUCCAUUUUUAAAGGGUUCUAAUUCAGGCUUGGCUCUGCUUUAUUUAAUUGUAAAUUGCAAAUAACUUUAAUUUUGUUAUGAUUCGUUGUAUUGUUUCUCAGUAAGGCUUGGAUUAAAUAAAAAUACCAAUAGUGUGGCCAUUUUUGAAAACUCUGAAUGCUUCAAAUUUUGCUCAAAGUGAUGUUUGACACCCUUUUAUUGACUUGUAAGUAGGCCAUAUUUAAUAGGCUUAAUUAGGAAAAGCAGGCUUUGUUUUCCAUAAAUCCAUAGUAGAAUUAUUAAACAAAUUUAUGUGUUUAAGAUCAUUUCAGAUUUUAAAGCUUAAGUAUUGUUAUUGAAUAUGAUUAACAUGAUCUAUUUCUCAGUUAUGGUACUUUAUUUUAUUUCCUAAUGCUAAUUGCAAUCUCUUUGAAGUGUUUUAAUGGGUAAAAUAAUAAAUACAAAGAUUAUAUGUUAGUUGCUGUUAAUAAAAGCAUGGUAUUAUCCAUUUCAGUCCUCCACAGGAAUUUUAAACUACGUAACUGCUAGUACACAGCUCACUCUCAGAACAUGAUAGUUUCUUUUCCUGUUAUAUAACUAAUUUUUACCAAAAAAAUCCUACUGCAAGCCACAAGAUGCAUGAAAUUUGUAUAAAUUAGUUGCUUUCAGUACUCCUUAGCACUGCUACACUUGUUGACAAAUCUAUUAAAACCAAUAGUAGUUAGAUGGUAGCUUACUUAAGUUUACUAGGAAAAACAGGCAUAAUUUAAGAAAAAAAGGAUUCUAAAAAACAUUGUACAGCUACGUAUGUAAUUCUUGAGGGAAUUUCCAUAGCCCAGAUUUGUAUUCUAUGUUAAAAGGCAUAGCUAACUGCCGUAGAUCAGAUAUUUUGUUUACUAGAAACCAAUUAUUUUCUUGCUUGAGCAGAUCUUUUAAAUAGGAGGGAUGUUUACAGGGAAAUAAAGCUUUUAAUAAAGCGUAUCCUAGUAAUUUAUUGUUCUUUGAGUUACAACUCUUUAUGAAGUGAUUCUCUAAUUGUGUAUAUUUUAAGUGGAAUAUAACCUUCAUAUUUAGAUAUAAUAUUUUCUUUUUUGUAAACUGUUACAAUACUACUAGAGACUCGUAUAGUAAACUGUUCAGGAUGUGUUGGUGGCUUUUGGUUGUUUGGUUUUUUUACUGUAUUUAAAUGCAGAUCUCUCAGACAUUCAAUAAACUCAUGUCUUCAGCUUGGAAUCUGUUUCUAAA